AUUGCCAAAGUUGUGUAAAGUAAACGUUGAGAGUGUUCCCUGCUCUUCAAAAUGAAGCGAAGAAUCAAUAAAUCUGAAAGAAAAUUUCAGUCUGCAGGGAGAUUGCAGAAACCUAAGGAUUUAAAUGAGCAUCCAAGAGUUCAUACCAUUACAACAGAAAACAUUUUAUCUUCAACAACUACAAAGUUGAGUUGUAAACAAAGAUCUCAGUGGGUGUGGACUUGGACUAAAAUGGGACUCCUUUCAGUGUGUGUGCUUUCUGCAACAGUACCAUUUCUUCUGUAUCUCUUCUCUGACUAUGUUGACCUCAGCCGACCUUCGGAUAUAGGUCUCAAUCACACUAUAAAUAUCUACCUCAAACCAGAGGAGGGAGUGAGAGUGGGCGUGUGGUAUACCGUACCUGAACAUAGAUGGAAGGAGGCGCAGGGGCAGAAUCUAGAGUGGUAUGAGAAAGCUCUGGCGGAUGGAUCGCCAAUUUUCAUCUACCUCCAUGGCAAUGGGGGUAACAGAUCUGCACCCCACCGUAUUGGAAUUGCAAAUGUCUUGAGUGCUGUUGGAUAUCAUGUCUUGGCGUUGGACUACAGAGGUUUCGGGGACUCCACUGGGGAACCUACAGAGGCCGGUCUGAGUACUGAUGCCUUAUACUUGUAUGACUGGGUUAAGGCACGCAGUGGAAACAGCCUGGUGUGUGUGUGGGGGCACUCGCUUGGUAGUGGUGUAUCAACUAACACUGCAGUGAAAUUACUGGAGCAAGGAAAACAGUUUGAUGGAAUAAUACUUGAGGGUGCAUUCCUGACUGGGCGAGUGGCACCUAAUCAAAUUUUUGAACACCCUUUUUCCUGGUUUUAUUGGAAGUUCCCAUACAUUCAGUUUUUCCUUUUCAAUCCACUGAAAAACAACAUUGUGGAAUUUCCAAAUGAUAAGAAUUUGCAGAAAAUUAGAACUCCCAUUAUGAUUCUCCAUGCUGAAGACGACCAUUUAGUGCCCUUCACCUCGGCUCAAGAGAUUUACAGAAUCGCAAAAAAGGCCCAGAACUCCGAUGAACGGGUCAAGCUGGUACCAUUUAAAGGAUCGCUUGGAUAUCUUCAUAAUGGGCUAUAUAAAGACCCUGGUUUGCCAGAUAUCAUAAGGGAGUUUGUGCAGUCACUGAAGGCAUGAGACAGACACAUAGCAGGAGAAGGAUUCACACCAAGAAAGAUCCAGCUAAAUAGCUGUUUCCUGUAACUGGUUUUGUAACUGUAAAUUUAGAAUUGUUGAAAACAGUAUGCACUUCUUUGAUAAAAACAUUGUAACGUCUGAAGUAUAUUUUACUGAAUUUCUCCCAUUAGGGCGAAUUUAUUGUCUUGUUAUGAAUGAAAAAAUACAGUGCGGGAACUGUUUGAUGUUAAAGAGAGUUAAGCACAAUAAACUGCGAAAAAGAACCAUUUUGGUGAGUAUAUUGAUGUAAACCAUAUAUGGUUCUUAAAGGGGCAGCAGUAGUUAAUCAAACAACAAUAGAAAAAUAGAAAUCACUCACUGCUCUUUGAUUGAAUAGCUUAAGCUUUAAUAUGAAUCAAUGUAGGCUAUAUUUAAUUCAUAUUGUGAAGACUAUGCAGUGUUUUUUUUAUAUAUAUACAUUUCAUUAUUCAAUUCAUUUUGAAUAGUAGGAUACCUAGUGUCCACACUGUCGACUGCCUUUGUUGUCUGAUGUUUAAUACAUUUCCACAGCAAGUUGAAUAUGAUGCAUUUCUGUAAGCUAAUUAAUAAAACAUACCAAUGAAGACUUUGAAA
Molecule: messenger RNA, 1770 nt
Organism: Ctenopharyngodon idella (grass carp)
Lineage: Eukaryota; Metazoa; Chordata; Actinopteri; Cypriniformes; Xenocyprididae
Product: lysophosphatidylserine lipase ABHD12-like
Exons: 14
Coding region: 52-1158 (368 amino acids)
Biological process (GO): monoacylglycerol catabolic process; phosphatidylserine catabolic process
Cellular component (GO): endoplasmic reticulum membrane
Molecular function (GO): monoacylglycerol lipase activity; phosphatidylcholine lysophospholipase A1 activity
Source: RefSeq, a predicted model, not a curated record